AUGGUGUACCGCGCCCGCGACCGCGAGGGGCAGCGGGCGGUGGUCCUCAAAUCCUACGACCCCCGCAGAUCAGCGGCGCUGCAGCGCGAGCUCCGCCUGCUGCGCGCCGCGGGCGACCACCCUGGCGUAAUACACCUCGAGCGCGCCAUCUCCGCGGCCGGCGCGACGCACCUGGUUCUGGAGGCGUGCGGCGGCGGGACACUGAUCGAGGCGGUCGCGAACAGCGGGGGGCGGCUGCCCGAGCAGCUCGCCGCGCGGCGCGUCGCGGCGCCGCUGCUGCGGGUGCUGGCGCACCUCCACGCGCGCGGCGUCGUGCACAGGGAUUUGAAGCCAGAGCACAUCCUGCUGACAUCCGACGGCCUGCGCGUCGCCGACUUCUCGGCAGCUGCGAUGUUGCCACAUCAUCAUCAUCAGCAGCAGCAGCAGCAGCAGCAGGAGCAGCAGCAGCAGCAGGGACAGCAGCAGCAGGCGCAGCAGCGGUGCGAGCGGCUGAACCAUCGGCCGGCAGCGGUGGCGGUAGAGUACGCCGCCCCCGAGCUUUUGUCCAAGCCACUGGAACACGAGGUCUUCCACCUGGUGCUCGCCCGCGGCAUGGACGAGGACGAGCUGCCUGUGUAUGACGAGAAGGUUGACGUCUGGAGCGUGGGAGCGCUGCUGUUCGAGGCCCUCACCGGCUUCCAGCCCUUCCUCGCAGACGGCGCCGCAGAGAUGGCCGCAACUGUCGCGGCACGCCUCGCGGACCGCGACCCCGAGACCGGCCUGCCGGCGUUCCUGUCGCGCCAGCCCGCGCUGAGCGCCGACGCGAAGGACUUCAUCGCGCGCUGCCUGGAGGCGAGGCCAGAGGCGCGGCCGAGCGCUGCAGAGCUGCUGGCGCACCCCUGGCUGGAGCGCCGCGCGUCGCUGGCAGGCGACGGGCGCGCCGUGUCCGUCACGGCCGCCGCGGCGGCGGCUUCGUCCUGCGCGGCGCCGGCGUGGCAGCUGGAGCAGCCGGCGGGGGCGCGCGCGGCGGCGCCACCAAUGCCGCCGCACUCUUCGGCGUCGUCCAUAGCCGCCGGCGCACCGGCGGACGGCGCCCGCAAGGGCGCAGGCGCGGGCGGCGCGGGGGAGGAGCCGCGCGGCGCGGGGCUGGGGCUGCACCGCAGCUCGUCUGCGGGCGACGCGGCGGCGGGGCCACACCUGUCGAUGCGCAGCCGCACGGGGCGCAUGGAGGGGUCGCGCCCCGGCACGCGCGCCGCGGCGGCGGCGGCGCUCGCGGCCACGGCGCUCUCCGGCGGCGGCGCCUGA
This is a messenger RNA of Monoraphidium neglectum, 1284 nucleotides long. RefSeq lists its product as hypothetical. Gene Ontology annotation, molecular function: protein kinase activity; ATP binding. NCBI's taxonomy places the organism in Eukaryota, Viridiplantae, Chlorophyta, Chlorophyceae, Sphaeropleales, Selenastraceae. Gene Ontology annotation, biological process: mitotic spindle organization; protein phosphorylation; regulation of cytokinesis. Gene Ontology annotation, cellular component: spindle pole centrosome; spindle microtubule; chromosome passenger complex. The coding region runs from base 1 to 1284 and encodes 427 amino acids. The record is from RefSeq and is a predicted model, not a curated record. The transcript has 3 exons.